Penicillium canariense is the source of this 552-nucleotide messenger RNA. RefSeq lists its product as uncharacterized. Bases 1 to 552 code for a protein of 183 amino acids. Lineage: Eukaryota; Fungi; Ascomycota; Eurotiomycetes; Eurotiales; Aspergillaceae. The transcript has 2 exons. The record is from RefSeq and is a predicted model, not a curated record.
AUGAAGUUCAGCAUUGUUUUCGGCCUGGCUGCCGCUCUCGCUCUGGCUCCCAAUGCCAUCGCCUUCAACCUUUUCGGUAACCAGCAGGAUGCCACUCCCACCUCCGGUGCUCAGCCCUCCGGCACUGUGCCCAGCGGUCUCCCCCAGGGUUCUAGCGGUGCCCAGGGUGGCUCUGAGGGCGGUUUCGGCGGCGCCCAGGAAUCUGGCCGCCCUCAGGCUUCCGGCACCGUUCCCUCCGGCGUUGCUGGUGGCUCCCAUCCCAGCGGCAGCUUUGGCCACGGCUACGGUGGCCAGGGUGGUUUCCCCUCCGGCGGCGCUCAGCCCUCUGGUAGCUUCGGCCAGGGUGGUGAGCGCGGCGCUGCCCCUACUGGCGCUCCCUCUGCUGCUCCCUCCGGCGCUGCUGGCGGCUCUAGCGACCAGGGGUCGGGCUUCAUCACCGUCUCUGGCGCUCUUCCUACUGGCUCUGCUGUUCCCAGCACUGAGGGUUCCUCCGAGGGUACCCAGCAGUUUGAGCGCGUCCACGCUCGCCAGAUCCGCCCCUUCUGGGUCUAG